Trichechus manatus latirostris (Florida manatee) is the source of this 9609-nucleotide messenger RNA. RefSeq names its product spectrin alpha, non-erythrocytic 1 (gene SPTAN1). The transcript is spliced from 57 exons. Lineage: Eukaryota; Metazoa; Chordata; Mammalia; Sirenia; Trichechidae. The record is from RefSeq and is a predicted model, not a curated record. The coding region runs from base 2176 to 9609 and encodes 2477 amino acids. Gene Ontology annotation, biological process: actin cytoskeleton organization. Gene Ontology annotation, cellular component: plasma membrane; cortical actin cytoskeleton; cell projection. Gene Ontology annotation, molecular function: actin filament binding; calcium ion binding.
GGUCACCAUAGGCUCCACGACUAACUUGGCUUACUAGAUGACCUUGUGUCUCUUGAUUACUUACUUAUAAAGUGAUAGCAAACAAACUCACACAAAAAAACCCUUGCCAUGGAGUCAGUUCCAACUCAUAGCGACCCUAUAGGCCGAGUAGAACUGCACCAUAGGGUUUCCAAGGAGCAGCUGGUGGAUUCGAACUGCCAACUUUUUGGUUAGCAACCAAGCCCUUAAUCACCGCACCACCAGGGCUCCAAAAUGAUAGCAGUUUAUUUAAUUCCAAGUUCAGAGUGUAAUUGACUCUCUAAUAUAUGCCGAGUCCUGAGGUCUGUGCUAAGAGUGGUUCCAAGUAAGAGUAAGAUAUGGUGUACCCUUAAAGGGUAGGGAGAAAACCAUUACAUACUACAGAGUGUGAUAGCCCUGUAAGGGAAGCAUAGAGGGAGUGAGGACUUCUGAUUCAGAAAGACUUCAUAGAGGAUGAGAUAUUUGCUUUUAGGCUUUGUGGGAUUUGUAUGAAUUAAACUGUAGAGUUGGAGUGGGAGAGAACAUUCCUGGCAAAGGGAACUUUUUGGGCAUAACUGGGGAGUGAACCCUGCCCAAGGCCUGUAACUUGGGGUUAGUGAGGGAGUUUAAUGUAAUAUGUAACAUGGAGGAGACAACUAGAAGUGAAUGAAUGAGAUCAUGUUUAAACUCUAGUAAAUGUGGCUUAUGAUGGUAGGGAUCCUUCUCAAGAUUCUUAUCCAAUAUAGGCUGAUGUAGUUAGGGAAGCAGUGUAAACCAGAACUGCCUUGCUAAUAAUUAUCAUUGCAGAAACUCUACUCUUUUCAGACAUUUAGUUUUUCAAGGUUACCCUAGUUUUUGGUUUUAAGAAUGCUUUAAAGUCUGUUUUAAGAACAGAAAAUAUUUUUUUCAGACACAGCUGUCUACUGAUGAUACAAAGUUGUGCCUUCUUGAGGUCCCACUCUACCAUGGUGAAAAGAGCAGCUACUUUCUCAGAAUAUAUUGCCAUGUGGUCAAUCCAAGAUUAGUAAUUCAGAUUUCUUCAUUAGGUUGACACCUAGUUGUGUAAGCUUCAGUAAGUAAGUACAUUUUUGUUUGCCAUUCUUGUUUUGCAUUCAGCUAGCUUUUACCUGGAUGGAAUUCCAAUUUUACAGUCCAGAAAAUGAACUUGGGUAGAUUAUUGAGCUCUCCCCCAACCCCUUAUGAAUGAAUUCAGGGCUGCUGCAUAGCAGCUGCAACACUCAGCAUGUACUCGAUCAUUUAUUCAACAAACAUGUCUUAAUGACCUCUGUAUGCUAGAAAUCAGGGAUACAAAGACUGGGUUACUCAGUCUAAUUAUGCCGUGGGAAGUAUACACAAGCGUUCCUGUGAAUCUAGAGAAUGUGAUUAAAUCAGAAAAGGAGGAGAGGAAGGGGCAUUGAGUACAGCUUAGUAAGGAGGCAAGAUCCCGCAGUUUACUCAUUUUAGCUGGGUGUUGAAAUAUAAAUAGGAGUUACCCACGCAAAAAAGAUACAUAGGACAUUCUAAGCAAAGGAAGCAUGUGCAGUGGAUUGGUAUUUUUAAAGGGAAUUAUAUAUUUGGAGGAGAAAAUAUUUCUAUCUGACGAGAGGCUAGAGGGAGCACAGGUGAGAGAAGAUACCAGUCAGGUGUGUUGGGCCAGAUCAUGAAGGGCUUUAAAUGACCUGAUAAAGAGGUGGUGGACUCUUCUAUCAGACGGGAUCCAUGACAGGUUUUAAAGCACAGGAGUGACAUGGCAAAGAUUAUGUUUUCUUUUUAUUAAAAAAAAAAGUUGGACUUUGUGAAAAAACAAUAAUGCAAUAUAAGUAACUGGUUAAUACGUGGAGAAUAAUAUGGAAGAAAUGGUGAUAUAGCUAAAAUCAUCUUAUUUAUGUACCCUUCCCUAAGAAGAUGGUCUCUUCAUAGAAAGAUAGCACUCAGAGUUGAUCAGGUGCAAACAGUGCUUUCUCACCCCUCAGGGAGCUGCUUUAAUCCCCUGAAGAGCUGGAAUGAACUAGAAACUCUGACCUCUUCCAGGUCUCACCAGUGUUGUUUAUCUCAAAGCUGGAUGUGAGUGAGCACUCACUGAUUUCCAAUUUCUCAUCCAUGGCCUGCUUAUCCUUUUCUUUUAGCUGGAAGAGUCUAACAGGAUGAUGGGAGGAACUCCCAAAUGUUACCCAGAAAAUGGACCCAAGCGGGGUCAAAGUGCUGGAAACAGCAGAGGACAUCCAGGAGAGACGCCAGCAGGUCCUGGACCGCUACCACCGCUUCAAGGAGCUCUCAACCCUUAGACGUCAGAAGCUUGAAGAUUCCUAUCGAUUCCAGUUUUUCCAAAGAGAUGCUGAGGAGUUGGAGAAAUGGAUUCAGGAGAAACUUCAGAUUGCAUCUGAUGAAAAUUAUAAAGACCCAACCAACUUGCAGGGAAAGCUUCAGAAGCACCAAGCCUUUGAAGCUGAAGUGCAGGCCAACUCCGGAGCCAUUGUUAAGCUGGAUGAAACUGGAAACCUGAUGAUCUCAGAAGGGCAUUUUGCAUCUGAAACCAUAAGGACUCGUUUGAUGGAGCUGCACCGUCAGUGGGAAUUACUUUUGGAGAAGAUGCGGGAGAAAGGAAUCAAACUGCUGCAGGCCCAGAAAUUGGUGCAAUAUUUACGAGAAUGUGAGGAUGUGAUGGACUGGAUCAAUGACAAGGAAGCAAUUGUGACUUCUGAGGAGCUGGGCCAGGACCUGGAACAUGUGGAAGUUUUACAGAAGAAAUUUGAAGAGUUUCAAACCGAUAUGGCUGCCCAUGAAGAGAGAGUUAAUGAAGUGAACCAGUUUGCUGCCAAACUCAUUCAGGAACAGCACCCAGAAGAGGAACUGAUCAAGGCUAAACAGGAUGAAGUAAAUGCAGCCUGGCAGCGGCUGAAAGGGCUGGCUCUUCAGAGACAAGGGAAGCUUUUUGGGGCAGCUGAGGUUCAGCGGUUUAACAGGGAUGUGGAUGAGACUAUCGGCUGGAUUAAGGAAAAGGAGCAGUUAAUGGCCUCUGAUGAUUUUGGCCGAGACUUGGCAAGUGUUCAGGCUCUGCUUCGGAAGCACGAGGGUUUGGAGAGAGAUCUUGCUGCUUUAGAGGACAAGGUCAAAGCCUUGUGUGCUGAGGCUGACCGCCUGCAGCAGUCCCACCCUCUGAGCGCCACUCAGAUUCAAGUGAAGCGAGAGGAACUGAUUACAAACUGGGAACAGAUCCGCACUCUGGCAGCGGAGAGACAUGCACGUCUCAAUGAUUCAUACAGGCUUCAACGCUUCCUUGCUGACUUCCGUGAUCUCACCAGCUGGGUCACCGAGAUGAAAGCCCUCAUAAAUGCAGAUGAGCUUGCCAAUGACGUGGCUGGGGCUGAAGCCCUGCUGGAUAGGCAUCAAGAGCACAAGGGUGAAAUUGAUGCUCAUGAAGAUAGCUUUAAAUCUGCAGAUGAAUCUGGUCAGGCCCUGCUUGCUGCUGGUCAUUACGCCUCAGAUGAAGUGAGGGAGAAGCUGACAAUCCUUUCUGACGAGAGAGCCGCCCUGCUGGAGCUAUGGGAGCUGCGCAGGCAGCAGUACGAGCAGUGCAUGGACCUGCAGCUCUUCUACCGAGACACCGAGCAGGUCGACAACUGGAUGAGCAAACAAGAGGCAUUCCUGUUAAAUGAAGACCUGGGAGAUUCCUUGGAUAGUGUGGAAGCACUUCUCAAGAAGCAUGAGGACUUUGAGAAGUCCCUCAGUGCCCAGGAGGAAAAGAUUACAGCAUUGGAUGAAUUUGCAACCAAGCUAAUUCAGAACAACCACUAUGCGAUGGAAGAUGUGGCUACUCGCCGAGAUGCUCUGUUGAGCCGCCGCAAUGCCCUUCAUGAGAGAGCCAUGUAUCGCCGAGCCCAGCUGGCUGAUUCAUUCCACUUACAGCAGUUUUUCCGUGAUUCUGAUGAGCUCAAGAGUUGGGUCAAUGAGAAGAUGAAGACUGCCACAGAUGAAGCAUAUAAGGACCCAUCCAACCUACAAGGAAAAGUACAGAAGCAUCAGGCUUUUGAGGCUGAGCUCUCAGCAAACCAGAGCCGCAUUGAUGCCUUGGAGAAAGCAGGGCAAAAGCUGAUUGAUGUCAACCACUAUGCAAAGGAUGAAGUAGCAGCUCGUAUGAAUGAGGUCAUCAGUCUGUGGAAGAAACUGCUAGAGGCCACUGAACUGAAAGGAAUAAAGCUUCGUGAAGCCAACCAGCAGCAGCAGUUUAAUCGCAAUGUCGAGGAUAUUGAGUUGUGGCUGUAUGAAGUAGAAGGACACUUGGCCUCGGAUGAUUAUGGCAAAGAUCUUACCAAUGUCCAGAACCUCCAGAAGAAACAUGCCUUGCUAGAGGCAGAUGUGGCUGCUCACCAGGAUCGAAUUGAUGGCAUCACCAUUCAGGCCCGCCAGUUCCAAGAUGCUGGCCAUUUUGAUGCUGAAAACAUCAAGAAGAAGCAGGAAGCCCUUGUCGCUCGCUAUGAGGCUCUCAAGGAACCCAUGAUAGCCCGAAAGCAGAAGCUGGCUGAUUCUCUGCGUUUGCAACAGCUCUUCCGUGAUGUUGAGGAUGAGGAGACAUGGAUUCGAGAAAAAGAACCCAUUGCUGCAUCCACCAACAGAGGCAAGGAUUUGAUUGGAGUCCAAAAUCUACUAAAGAAACACCAGGCCCUACAAGCAGAAAUUGCUGGACAUGAGCCUCGCAUCAAGGCAGUUACACAGAAGGGGAAUGCCAUGGUGGAGGAAGGCCAUUUUGCUGCAGAGGAUGUGAAGGCCAAACUUAAUGAACUGAACCAGAAGUGGGAGUCACUGAAAUCCAAAGCCUCCCAGCGUCGGCAGGACCUUGAGGACUCGCUGCAGGCCCAGCAGUACUUUGCCGAUGCCAACGAAGCUGAAUCCUGGAUGCGGGAGAAGGAGCCCAUCGUGGGCAGCACCGACUAUGGGAAGGACGAGGACUCUGCCGAGGCUCUGCUAAAGAAACACGAAGCUUUGAUGUCAGAUCUCAGCGCCUAUGGCAGCAGCAUUCAUGCUUUGCGAGAGCAAGCUCAAUCGUGCCGGCAACAAGUGGCCCCUAUGGAUGAUGAGACUGGGAAGGAGUUGGUCUUGGCUCUCUAUGACUAUCAGGAGAAGAGUCCUCGAGAGGUCACCAUGAAAAAAGGAGAUAUUCUCACCUUACUCAACAGCACCAACAAGGACUGGUGGAAAGUGGAAGUGAAUGAUCGGCAGGGUUUCGUGCCAGCUGCAUAUGUGAAGAAAUUGGACCCCGCCCAGUCAGCAUCCCGGGAGAACCUCCUGGAGGAGCAGGGCAGCAUAGCGCUGCGGCAGGAGCAAAUUGACAAUCAGACACGCAUAACUAAGGAGGCCGGCAGUGUAUCUCUGCGUAUGAAACAGGUGGAAGAACUAUAUCAUUCUCUGCUGGAACUGGGUGAGAAGCGUAAAGGCAUGUUGGAGAAAAGUUGCAAGAAGUUUAUGUUGUUCCGUGAAGCAAAUGAACUCCAGCAGUGGAUCAACGAGAAGGAAGCUGCUCUGACGAGUGAGGAGGUCGGCGCAGACUUGGAGCAGGUUGAGGUGCUACAGAAGAAGUUUGAUGACUUCCAGAAGGAUCUGAAGGCCAAUGAGUCACGGUUGAAGGACAUUAACAAGGUGGCUGAAGACCUGGAGUCUGAAGGCCUAAUGGCAGAGGAGGUGCAGGCAGUACAGCAGCAGGAGGUGUAUGGCAUGAUGCCCAAGGAUGAAACUGAAUCCAAGACAGCCUCCCCAUGGAAGUCUGCUCGCCUGAUGGUUCACACCGUGGCCACCUUUAAUUCUAUCAAGGAGCUGAACGAGCGUUGGCGGUCCCUGCAGCAGCUGGCUGAGGAGCGGAGCCAGCUCUUGGGCAGUGCCCAUGAGGUGCAGAGGUUCCACAGAGAUGCCGAUGAAACGAAAGAAUGGAUUGAAGAGAAGAAUCAGGCUCUAAACACAGACAAUUAUGGCCACGAUCUGGCCAGUGUUCAAGCUUUGCAGCGUAAGCAUGAGGGCUUUGAGAGAGACCUUGCUGCUCUCGGCGACAAGGUAAAUUCCCUUGGUGAAACAGCAGAGCGCCUGAUCCAGUCCCAUCCUGAGUCAGCAGAAGACCUACAGGAAAAAUGCACCGAGUUAAACCAGGCCUGGAACAGCCUGGGAAAACGUGCCGAUGAACGCAAGGCCAAGCUGGGCGACUCCCAUGACCUGCAGCGCUUCCUUAGCGAUUUCCGGGACCUUAUGUCUUGGAUCAAUGGAAUACGGGGAUUGGUAUCCUCAGAUGAGCUAGCCAAGGAUGUCACUGGAGCUGAAGCUUUGCUGGAGCGACACCAGGAACACCGGACAGAAAUUGAUGCCAGGGCUGGCACUUUCCAGGCAUUUGAGCAGUUUGGGCAGCAGCUGUUGGCUCAUGGGCACUAUGCCAGCCCAGAGAUCAAGGAGAAACUAGAUAUUCUAGAUCAGGAGCGCACAGAUCUGGAGAAGGCCUGGUUUCAGCGCAGAAUGAUGUUGGAUCAGUGCCUUGAACUUCAGCUGUUUCAUAGGGAUUGUGAGCAAGCCGAGAACUGGAUGGCUGCCCGAGAGGCCUUCCUGAAUACAGAAGACAAAGGAGACUCGCUUGACAGUGUGGAGGCUCUGAUCAAAAAACAUGAAGACUUUGACAAAGCAAUUAAUGUCCAGGAAGAGAAGAUUGCCGCUCUGCAGUCCUUUGCUGACCAGCUCAUCUCUGCCGGCCACUAUGCUAAAGAAGACAUUUCUAGCCGCCGUAAUGAGGUUUUGGACAGGUGGCGACGUCUAAAAGCCCAAAUGAUUGAGAAAAGGUCAAAGCUAGGAGAGUCUCAAACCCUCCAGCAGUUUAGCCGAGAUGUGGAUGAGAUCGAGGCUUGGAUCAGUGAGAAAUUACAGACGGCAAGUGAUGAGUCCUACAAGGAUCCCACCAACAUCCAGCUUUCCAAGCUGCUGAGCAAGCACCAGAAGCACCAGGCCUUCGAAGCAGAGCUGCACGCCAAUGCUGACCGGAUCCGUGGGGUCAUCGACAUGGGUAACUCCCUCAUUGAGCGUGGGGCCUGUGCUGGCAGCGAAGAUGCUGUCAAGGCCCGCCUGGCUGCCCUAGCUGACCAGUGGCAAUUCCUGGUGCAGAAGUCAGCUGAAAAGAGCCAGAAAUUGAAGGAAGCCAACAAGCAGCAGAACUUCAACACUGGAAUCAAGGACUUUGACUUCUGGCUUUCUGAGGUGGAGGCCCUUCUGGCAUCUGAAGAUUACGGCAAAGACCUGGCUUCUGUGAACAACCUGCUGAAGAAACAUCAGCUGCUGGAGGCAGACAUCUCUGCCCAUGAGGAUCGCCUGAAGGACCUGAACAGCCAAGCAGACAGUCUGAUGACCAGCAGUGCUUUCGACACCUCCCAAGUAAAGGACAAGCGGGACACCAUCAACGGUCGCUUCCAGAAGAUCAAGAGCAUGGCAGCUUCCCGGCGAGCCAAGCUGAACGAGUCCCACCGCCUGCACCAGUUCUUCCGGGACAUGGAUGAUGAGGAAUCCUGGAUCAAGGAGAAGAAGCUGCUGGUGAGUUCCGAGGACUAUGGCCGAGACCUAACAGGUGUUCAGAACCUGAGGAAGAAGCACAAACGGCUGGAGGCGGAACUGGCUGCUCAUGAGCCAGCAAUUCAGGGUGUCCUGGACACUGGAAAGAAGUUGUCUGAUGAUAACACUAUUGGGAAGGAGGAGAUUCAGCAGCGGCUGGCACAGUUUGUGGAGCAUUGGAAAGAGCUGAAGCAGCUGGCAGCAGCUCGGGGUCAGCGGCUAGACGAGUCCUUGGAAUAUCAGCAGUUUGUAGCCAAUGUGGAAGAGGAAGAAGCCUGGAUCAAUGAGAAAAUGACCCUGGUGGCCAGUGAAGAUUACGGGGACACUCUUGCUGCUAUCCAGGGCCUGCUGAAGAAACAUGAAGCUUUUGAGACGGACUUCACUGUCCAUAAGGAUCGCGUGAAUGAUGUCUGCACUAACGGACAAGACCUCAUUAAGAAGAACAAUCACCACGAGGAGAACAUCUCUUCAAAGAUGAAGGGCUUAAAUGGGAAAGUAUCUGACCUGGAGAAAGCUGCAGCCCAAAGGAAGGCAAAACUUGAUGAGAACUCUGCCUUCCUUCAGUUCAAUUGGAAGGCUGACGUGGUGGAGUCCUGGAUUGGCGAAAAGGAGAACAGCUUGAAGACAGAUGACUAUGGCCGAGAUCUGUCUUCUGUCCAGACUCUUCUUACCAAACAAGAAACGUUUGAUGCUGGCCUGCAGGCCUUCCAGCAAGAAGGUAUUGCCAACAUCACUGCCCUCAAAGAUCAGCUGCUGGCCGCCAAGCACAUUCAGUCAAAGGCCAUCGAGGCCCGGCAUGCCUCCCUCAUGAAAAGGUGGAGCCAGCUUCUGGCCAACUCAGCCACACGGAAGAAGAAACUGCUGGAGGCUCAGAGUCAUUUCCGCAAGGUGGAGGACCUCUUCCUGACCUUUGCCAAAAAGGCUUCUGCCUUCAACAGCUGGUUUGAAAAUGCAGAGGAAGAUUUAACAGACCCAGUGCGCUGCAACUCCCUGGAAGAAAUCAAAGCCUUGCGUGAGGCCCAUGACGCCUUCCGCUCCUCCCUCAGCUCAGCCCAAGCCGACUUCAACCAGCUGGCUGAGCUGGACCGCCAGAUCAAGAGCUUCCGCGUGGCCUCCAACCCCUACACCUGGUUUACCAUGGAGGCCUUGGAGGAGACCUGGAGGAACCUGCAGAAAAUCAUCAAGGAAAGGGAGCUGGAGCUGCAGAAGGAGCAGCGCCGGCAAGAGGAGAAUGACAAGCUGCGCCAGGAGUUUGCCCAGCAUGCCAACGCCUUCCACCAGUGGAUCCAAGAGACCAGAACGUAUCUCCUCGAUGGGUCCUGCAUGGUGGAAGAGUCAGGGACCCUCGAAUCCCAGCUUGAAGCUACCAAACGCAAACACCAGGAGAUUCGAGCCAUGAGGAGUCAGCUCAAGAAGAUUGAGGACCUGGGGGCCGCCAUGGAGGAAGCACUUAUCCUGGACAACAAGUACACGGAGCACAGCACCGUGGGCCUGGCCCAGCAGUGGGACCAGCUGGACCAGCUGGGCAUGCGCAUGCAGCACAACCUGGAGCAGCAGAUCCAGGCCAGGAACACAACAGGUGUGACCGAGGAGGCCCUCAAGGAGUUCAGCAUGAUGUUUAAACACUUUGACAAGGACAAGUCUGGUAGGCUGAACCAUCAGGAGUUCAAAUCCUGCCUGCGCUCCCUGGGCUAUGACCUGCCCAUGGUGGAGGAAGGGGAACCCGAUCCUGAGUUUGAAGCAAUCCUAGACACCGUGGAUCCAAACAGGGAUGGCCAUGUUUCCCUGCAAGAAUACAUGGCUUUCAUGAUCAGCCGGGAAACUGAGAAUGUCAAGUCCAGCGAGGAAAUCGAGAGCGCCUUCCGUGCCCUCAGCUCAGAGGGAAAGCCGUAUGUGACCAAGGAGGAGUUAUACCAGAACCUGACUCGGGAACAAGCGGACUACUGCGUCUCCCACAUGAAGCCCUACGUGGAUGGCAAGGGCCGCGAGCUCCCCACAGCCUUCGACUACAUUGAGUUCACCCGCUCACUCUUUGUGAAUUGA